AUGGCCAUAACUGCCAGUCGAAGGUUCAUGAACACGCUCAAAACAAUACUAUUCGUUUUAAGGAAAGGAAUAUCAAAGGCAAAGGUUAUUGGCCGUCGUGACCUACACAUAUUGAAAAAACGUGGCAAACUCAUACAAAGUUUUCUCUCGCUCCAUAACCAUAUUCAUCAUCAUAACAUCCAAACGCCAAAAAUCGACGAAUUCAUCAAGAGGAAGCAAACCGCCUCUCAACGAGGCUUCUUUACAUGUGUCCACUCACCCGAUACUCAUGAAGACGACUCUAUAAUUGCCGAAGAAGCUGUUAGAAAGGCAAUAAUGGAAAUGGAGUCAUCUGUAGAAUCUUCACCCGAUUACUUUUGGAGCCCUAUGGUUACGAGUGAUUCACCUAUGUUACCAGAGUUAGGGUUUGGCAUGACGCGGAUGGUGAAGCAGCUGAGAAUAACUGAUUCCCCGUACCCAAUGAAUAUGGAUGUGGGCGAUCACAACCAUGUGAAUGAGGCGGCGGAAAAGUUCAUUGCAAAGUUUUACGAAACGCUGCGAAAACAGGGUUGA
Molecule: messenger RNA, 552 nt
Organism: Impatiens glandulifera
Lineage: Eukaryota; Viridiplantae; Streptophyta; Magnoliopsida; Ericales; Balsaminaceae
Exons: 1
Coding region: 1-552 (183 amino acids)
Source: RefSeq, a predicted model, not a curated record